GUUUACGGGAAACUCCUCGGCGAUUUACUUGGAAGCUAAGCAGCUAUGUCUCAUCAUGAAGGCUAUGGACGGUAAAACGAGUCAUUUAAACACAUAAAUUCUCCAUUAAACGGUGUCGUUUUUAUGUCUUCGUGAAGAGAACGCUGUUCCGAGGCUCUGCUGUUAGAAAUUAAUCGACACUGAGUGUGGUGUGAACAUUGUGGACAUGGAAAUGGGCCGUCAGAUCCUCGGGAAGCUGCAGAGGAGGAAGAAGUCGCAGCUGGCAUCGACGGUGAUCCUACCAGGACUGGAGGUGCACUUUUACGUGGCAGACACGCAGCAGAUCAUCCACCUGAAAGGCAGUCACUCAGCUGAGCAGCUGUGCACCGAAGCCGCCAAGAAGCUGGGUUUGUCUCCGUUAUGCAGCAGUCUGUUUGCUCUAUACAAUGAAACGAACAGGAUGUGGUUUCCUCCAAAUCACGUGUUCCUCGUAGAUGAGACAACGAGACUCAGGCUGCACUAUCGCAUGAGGUUUUAUUUCACUAACUGGCACGGGACGGAUAAAGAAACUCCGGCCGUGGUGAGACACAGUCUCAAACGGACAGGAAACCAGGGCACGGCUCUUCUGGACUCACAGUCACUGACCUACCUGUAUGCACAGAGUCAGUACGAUUUCCAGAGCGCCUCAGUGGCACUCCGCGACUUCCAGAGCGAGGAAGAAGCCCAGCACGUCGAGAACGAGUGUUUAGGAAUGGCGGUGAUGGCGAUUUCUCACGAAGCCAUGGGCAAAAACCUGCCUGCGCGGGAACUGGCGAAGAAAUUCAAGUACAAGAACUACAUCCCGGUCAGUCUGAACCAGUUGAUCUCUCAGAGGAACCUCCUGAUACGCCUGCGCAUCUCCAACGUCUUCAGGUCGUUUCUCGAGGAAUUCAACGACAACACGGUGCUGAACAGCAACGUCAGCAAGCACGACUUGAAGGUCAAGUACAUUUCCACGCUUGAGACUCUGACCAAGCAUUUCGGCUGCGAGGUGUACGAGCCCUCAUCCGUCACUAUCCACGAGACCGACGAGGCUCCCUCGGGUUCCGCGAGCGAGAGCGGAAAUCGGCACCGCGUGCUCGUUUCCGGAACCUGCGGCAUUAAGUGGCAGAGCUUGUCUCCUCAGACCUGCCCGAUUCAACAGAAGAGGAAAUCGAAGAGGAACAAAAGACAACAGGUUCAGCUCUGCGACGUCAGUAAAAAUGACAGCUGGACAACGUUCUCGGAUUUCCACGAGAUCACGCACAUCGUCAUCAAGGAGGCGGCGGUCACGGUUUACAGACAAGACAACAGGAGGAUGGAAGUGCGCUUUGCUGGCCGUGAGGAGGCCCUGGCGUUUGCCAGCCUGAUAGACGGCUACUUCAGGCUCACUGUAGACGCGCAUCACUUCCUGUGCACCGAAGUCGCUCCCGUCUUCGUAGAAACCAACCUGCGUGAGGGAUGUCAUGGACCAAUCAGCACCGAGUACGCUAUUCAUAAGCUCAAACAGGAAGGUUAUGAGGAGGGCAUGUACAUCCUGCGCUGGAGCUGUGCUCAUUACGACCACGUCCUGCUCACCGUCAUUUGCAACGAGAGAGACAUGUCGGGUGAGAUCAUCAAGACCUUCAAGAACUUUCAGAUCGAGAGGACCGAGGGCGGAUUUCGUCUCUGCGGGACGGACGUGGAGAAACCCACGCUGAGGGAGCUGACUGAUCGGCUGUGUGGUCACUGUCUGAGUACAGACAACACCACCCUGAAACUGGCACGAGGAUGUCCUCCUCAACCUCGAGAGCUGUCUAAUCUCCUGUUGGUGACGAGGCCGGACUCCAUCACUCCGCCCUCCCUGAGCAGCCAGCUCGUCUUCCACCGCAUCAACAAAGAGGACAUCAUACAGGACAAGCACUUGGGGAAAGGAACUCGUACGAACAUUUACUCAGGCAUGCUGAGGCUGAAGAACGAUGAGGACAAUCUGAUUAGCUUCAACACUGAGGAUGUCCCUGUGGUGCUGAAGGUGAUCGGAGCAGGACUUAAGGAUGUUUCAGCCUUUUUGGAAACCGUAAGUCAGCUGCGUCAGAUCUCACACAAACACAUGACACAUCUGUACGGCAUCUGCAUGCACAGCAUGGACAUCAUCGUGGUGGAGGAGUUUGUGCAGCACGGACCUUUGGAUCUGUUCAUGCGUGCGCAUCACGCCGAACUUGCGCCAUCCUGGAAGUUUCAGGUCGCUGAGCAGCUUGCUAGUGUCCUCAGCUACCUGGAGGAUAAGAAGCUCGUCCAUGGCUACGUGUGCACAAAGAACAUCCUGUUAUCGAAAGACGGUCUGGAUGGGCAACAAGUGCCGUUCAUAAAGCUCAGCAAGCCGGGAGUCUCCAUCUCUGCGCUCAACCGAGAAGAGUGUAUCGACAGGAUCCCGUGGAUUGCCCCAGAGUGUGUGAAGAACCCUAAAGCGCAGAACGUGGCAGCGGAUAAGUGGGGCUUUGGGACGACGCUGUGGGAGAUCUGCUACAACGGAGAAGUGCCUCUCAGGGACAAGAAACGUGCCGAGAAGGAAUGGUUCUACGAAGCCGAGGGCACGUUGACGAUUCCCAACUGCAGCGAACUGGCUGAGCUCAUCACCCAGUGCAUGAACUACGACCCCAGUAAGAGACCGUUCUUCAGAGCCAUAGUGAGAGAACUGGACCGCAUCAAGGAGCAGAACCCGGCCAUGGUGUCCGGCGGCGUUCCUGUGCAGGAAAUUGACCCCACGCUGUUCGAGAGCAGAUUCCUCAAGACGAUACGGGACCUGGGAGAGGGUCACUUCGGGAAGGUGGAGCUGUGUCUGUACGACCCACACGGAGACCACAGCGGGCAGAAGGUGGCCGUCAAGUCGCUGAAGUCAGAGAGCGACGGACCCGAGUGCAGCAACUUAAGGAGAGAAAUCAACACCAUGAGAGAGCUUUACCACAGUAACAUCGUCAAAUACAAAGGCAUCUGUACUGAGGAGGGUGGGAGAACGAUUAAGCUGAUCAUGGAGUAUCUGCCUGCGGGGAGCCUGAAGGACUAUCUGCCCCGACACAAAGCUCAGACAAGCCAAGAGCGCCUGCUGCUCUACGCCAUCCAGAUCUGUCAGGGAAUGGACUACCUGGGCUCUCAGAACUACAUCCACAGAGACCUGGCGGCUCGUAACGUGCUGGUGGAGAGCGAGACGCUGGUUAAGAUCGGAGACUUCGGCUUGACCAAGAGCAUCAAAAACAACGAGGAGUACUACACUGUCAGGGAGGAGCAGGACAGUCCGGUGUACUGGUACGCACCUGAGUGUCUGAUCCACAGAAAGUUUUACAAAGCCUCGGACGUCUGGUCUUUUGGCAUCACGCUCUAUGAGCUCAUGACCUACUGCGACCGCAAGAUGAGUCCUCCUGAGAUGUUCCUGAACACGAUUGGCCGAUCGCACGGUCAGAUGACAAUGGCGCGACUGGUGAAGGCUCUAGAAGGUGGCUGGAGGCUGUCCUGUCCUCCAUCUUGCCCAGAUAAGGUGUACAUACAGAUGCGGAGGUGUUGGGCUCACGCUCCAGAGGACCGCGUGGACUUCAAAGGCCUGAUCGAGGAGUUUGAGUGUCUCUUGUCGGACGAAGAGCUCAGUUUACUGCGCAGCUGUUAAAGCACUCACUUUUUAAUCCUUUUAUUUUCUUGUAUAUCAUAUCGUCUUAUCUUCUUUUUUUUUUAAGGCCUGAACUCAUUCAGAAUUAUUCGCUGACAAUUGAGCAGGUUGUAUUUUUACAUGUGACAUCCUUUGAGCACUUAAACAGUCCGAAUCUGGACGGAUUAAGGAUAAUUAGUAGAAUAAUUAUCCUGGUAGUGAGGUACUUUUACACUAGAGGUUGUACUGUAUGUUCAGAUAAAAAUCCCUCAAUAAUUUAGUCUUAGUUUACUUAUUCUGCAAAAAACACUCAUUAGGGACAUCUUUUCAGACAUUAAAGUUGUAAUCGGGUGACGUUUGAGUCAGGACAUCUCCUCAGAGGAGAAACUUUGGCCUCCAUAACACUUUAGAAUAUAAACAAAAGAAACAACACAUGAUGUGCACCACCGACGUUUAACCUCUUUAAUCAGGAUAAAGAAAGCCCCGCCUCUUGCGUUAGCAUUUGUACAGUACAUGUACAUGUUCAAGGGGCGUGGCUUCAGAAAGGACUGAGGCUGAAAUGAUUUUGAUUUACGAAACUGCUUCGGUUAAAAACGUUGAUUGUACCGUUUAAGGCAGUUUUUUUACAGUAAAUCAUGACAGAAUCAGACUAAGAUUUAUUUGGUUUACUUUAAACAAUGAAAUGCUCUGAUUGGCUGAUAUAAAAAAAAAAGGCGUGUAAAUCGUUACUCUGUACAAAGACAGUGGUGGAAAACUGUUCUGUGCACGAAAUAAGGAAUGUUUGUGGUAGUUUGGUAAUUUAUUUAAAGUCGAUUUAUCCCAUUUUCACUAGUUUUACAAACCACAUUCUACACAGCUACGUUCUUACCUUUAAAUAAAACAAAAAAAAGUAAAGAUUUUUCUAAAUACAGCAAGGGUUAUGGAAUAGGUAUCUGAUUACUUGCGUGUGUAAUUAGCGUUUGCAGACAGUGGGACGUGUCACACGUGAUUUAUAAACUAUUAUUCGCAUUAAUAAGGCCAUGUACUAAGUCUGGGAAGGAAGCGGUAUUGGAAUGGGAUUUUUGUGUGUGCCAAUUGUUCUCGAUAGCUGCGAGUUGUGGAACGCUGGUUCAAGGCAACGAAUCGGAAAAAACUCUUCAAAGUGAAAUACUAGUGUAAAAGAGUAAAAGGCAUCGGAGGUGUGAGCGUGAAGAACUUUUUGGGGAAUUCAUUAUUUUUGAGCAUGCCGAGGAAAAAAAAAAGAUCAUGUUUUAACAUGCUCAUAGUGGUAUUUUACACACACAAUCUCUGUUCCUGAAUUGACUUCCAUGUGUUAGGUGAUAAAUUAAUCUAUUCGCAUUGACUCCACCCACUGUUGUAAACCUUUAGGCGAAAACUACCCCAAGUUACAAAAACAGAUGACGAGGUGUUUUUUUUUUCUUUCUGUAGUGUUUGUACUUGAUGUUAACGUUUAACAAAUUGGGUGAAACAAAUCCGUGACGCUGCUUUAAUAGGCAAAAUAGCGGCGUGACGUUAUGAGACAGCUGCUGUCACAUAAUUAUAUUGACGUGAUAUCUGCUUUCUCCCAGUUCAUGAUAAAAACAUUCGUCCUGUGCACGUUGGUGUGUAAUCGAUUAUUGGCACGUUCCAGCAUUACACUUAACAUUCAUAACACUCCCUGGUACAGUAUGGAAGCUUGAUUCCACCAUGUAUGAGAAAUAAUGAUCUUGCAGUUGCGAGGUAAUAUCGCGCCUUUGCGAAUUUUUUUAUCUUGUAAUUACGAGGUGGUUUUUUUCUACUUGUUAAUAUUGAACAUUUGUGACCGAGUGCUUUCGUUUCCAAUAAUUGAACCACGACAAUACAAGCUUACGCAGCAUAGGUUAAGGAUUAACGGCGGUUAUGGGUUAAGGAUAGUCUAAUAAGUGAAAGCAAAACGUUGUACUAACUCACAUUCUGGAGAGAUCAACAACUUGCAGGAUAAAAAUUUGCACUUGGGAGAUAUACAAAUCUGUGUAAUAUUUUCGUCCAUUACCACCAUACCUUUGCCAUUUUGCCUUUUGAAAUAUAUAUUUUUUACAUUUUACAUAAAUCUAUUACAAAUAUGCGUCAUUUAGUCCUCUGCAGUUUGCACAGAAUCGUCACAUAGCAGGUAAAUGCGAGGGAUCUGGCUAUGAUCAAUAAUCAAAAGUGACGUUUCAAUUUGCUGCAUUGUUGUUGACGUCUUUGUCAAAUUCAUUCAAACCUUAUUAAAAUUCUCUUUAUUUUAUUGGU
This is a messenger RNA of Ictalurus furcatus (blue catfish), 5863 nucleotides long. RefSeq names its product tyrosine-protein kinase JAK1-like. Gene Ontology annotation, cellular component: membrane; cytosol; cytoskeleton. Gene Ontology annotation, molecular function: ATP binding; non-membrane spanning protein tyrosine kinase activity; cytokine receptor binding. The record is from RefSeq and is a predicted model, not a curated record. Gene Ontology annotation, biological process: intracellular signal transduction; cell differentiation; tyrosine phosphorylation of STAT protein. Bases 206 to 3634 code for a protein of 1142 amino acids. Lineage: Eukaryota; Metazoa; Chordata; Actinopteri; Siluriformes; Ictaluridae. The transcript has 24 exons.